AGUCUCUCCUCUCUCUCUCCUUCCAUUCUUCAUUCUUCCUCGAUUCUCCUCCAACCAACCGGCGUCAAGUAUUAAAGUCUUCUUAUAAUACUUGUUACUUGUGCUCUAUUCGAAGUCGAUUCUCUUUUCUUCAAAUCUAAUGUCAAAGUCGUCACUUUAUCUAUCCUUCUUUCUACAAUAACCAUCCAUAGGUCAAUUUCACAAUCUCACACUCUCCCAAUUAACUUCUGGUCGCAAUCUCCCCACAGCAAGGAGAACGAACACACACCCCCCCCCAGUACAAAAUACCUAUCGUCAGAAUUAUUAUUCAACCACCCACAUCAAAAAUAAUUUAAAAACAACCACCACAUAAAUAUCUUUAAAAACUCGAGCAACAAACGUCAGAGAUCUUACACACUUAUCCCGCGAACAGAGACUCGUCUCGAUUUGGUGUGAGAAAUCAUCACCUGACAGUGCUUUUUUUCGCUCAAAAUCUUUGGGGGUACUAUUGUGCGAACACUUCGGACUAAAGCUUUGACAAGCGUGCCCACCGGCUCCUUGCAUCACAACAAACUUUUCUUUUCUCUUUCUUGACAUCAAGACUAUCUGCCUCUCAUGAUGAGUCAACAGUAUUCCGAGAUGUUCCAGGAUUACCCUCCAAAUCGAUCGCCAGCGUCAAGUCGAGGAGCUUAUGGCAAUAUGACGCUUAAUCGCCAAUCAUCGCGACAAUUUAUGGACAAUUAUCAAGCACCUCUUCAGAAUGGAGGAGGACUGUACGCUUCCGACGACGCAUCACAAUACAACGCAAAUCAAGCCGGCUAUAGAGGUCCUUCCAGCAACGUGAAUUAUGCCUACGAGAGUCAGACUUGGAACUAUGGAGGUGCGAAUGGAGCUAGCACAAUGGGCACAGCAGGCCGCAUGAGACCUCAACAACAACAAGCUCGCAGAGCUGAAAUCCCAUCUGGUUGGAUGAAUCCAGGUACUCCAUCUCUCGGCGGUCCAAUCACUCAAACAUCCUUACAACAGCAUAACUUGUCUGGCAUGUUUGAACAACCUCAACAUUCCCAUCGCUCACCCCCACCACCAAAUCAGCAAAGCGAUCACGAAGAGCUAAUCCCAACCGCUAUCGUCAUCAAAAAUAUUCCUUUUGCUGUGAAGAAAGAACAACUAACAGAAAUGAUGUCUAACAUGGGAUUGCCAUUACCAUAUGCCUUUAAUUAUCACUUCGAUAAUGGUGUUUUCAGGGGUUUAGCAUUCGCUAACUUUACUGAUGCUCGCGAAACGCAACAAGUCAUCGAUGCCUUGAACCACAUGGACUUGCAAGGACGAAAGCUCCGAGUAGAGUACAAGAAGAUGCUUCCAGCUGCAGAGCGCGAUCGAAUCGAACGCGAUAAGAGAGAAAGACGCGGCCAACUUGAAGAGCAACACCGCGCACCAAAUGUCAUCUCCACAGGCUCCCUUCAUACCGCAGGAUCUAUGACUUCCAUGAAUUCCGGCUUGAGAACUACAUCUCCUUCACCUGUAAACAUGCGUCAGAAUGUUGCCGCCACCAAUGGUACCGCUGCAGAGUACGAUUUGAAUGAUCCAACAACAUUGAACUAUUACACCGAGCUACUCUUCUUCAAACAAGACGCCGAAAGAGAAGUUUUAACAUUCGCGCCUACAGUUUCUCCUGCCGAUCGAAGGAUAAUCCACACCUUGGCUCACAACAUGGGAUUGGACCACCACUCCCAAGGACAUGGCGAACUUCGUCAAGUACAAAUUGUCAAGCCUAAGCUUGCCAGUCCACCUUUGAACUCAAUUCAAGCCGGAUACUAUAACGAAUCCCAACGUCGUGGACUCAACCGAGCUGCAACAAUCGAUUUCAGUGAGCAGCGAGCCAAUGACGCUGCCUACCAGAUGCAUACUCUCGGCCGACAAGGUUCCGGUCUUCUGGAUAUCCCAGGUUCUCCAGGGGUACGUGACCUGCUCAGUGGUGAUCGUAAUUUACGAACCGCCAAAUCGUUUGCGGACUUGCGCUCAUACACGCCAUCACCUGUACCAUCGUCGGCGAGCUUCCCAGCUAAUAUGACCCAGAAUAUCGCCAGAUUCCAAGGCAACGAUUAUGGUCUCGGAUCAGUUACAGGUGGAACCCCUAACUUGACUCCUACGUCUGCAGGACCCUUGGGUCUCAGAGAGGAUGCGUUCCUUGCCAAUGGCAUGAGCAACAUGUCACUUGGAUAUGAUCGUCAACCCCGUUCGAAUGCGCCCGGUCGCAUUGGUCAAGAAAGAGAUAGCUACACAUCAAAUGCUGGUCCUAUUGGAAGCCAGCGUCCAGUCAAUGGAAGCCUUGAAGAUAGCAGCUCCAGAAAUGGACAAAGUGCAGUUCCAGAGAGACAACCAAGAGGCCCUACUAGUGAUCAAUGGGGAUCAGGAUUUUCUCGCAACAGACAAAAUGGCCAUGGUAGCAAAAGCAGUGAUGAUUCAUCUGAGCGCAACGGAUUCACCUCCGCAUCUCGGUUCAUGUAAUACUCCUCAAGAGAUUUACGACGUUACGAACAUUAGAGCUAUUGACGUGAUCUAUUACCACUUAUUAUAACGUCAAAUCACGGGCAGCGGCGUUUAGUUGUCAUCCCUCUUCCCUCGGCGGAAACACGUUCUCUUCCAUGCGGUCUUUUUCGGGGCUUCUGAUUUGCCUAUCAACAGGCUCGUCAAGCUCGGCUCUUGUUACUGUAAUUACACUUGUGACCUUGAUCUCCCAUUUGGGAGCCCCGGGGCUCUAGAUCUAUUCUUGCUCGCGGUAUAUACAAAUUUUGCUUAAUACUAUCACCGAUUGGCUUCCGCGAACGACGACAUAUUACGAAUCAACUAGGAUACCAUUAAAUCGACUGGGCAACCUUGACGAUAACGCUACUAUGACCUCCUUUCGGUAUCCAUCAAAACUAGGAUCCGGAUUAUUUUAACGUCUUUGGACAAUGAAUCCGAUAAUAAUAGGGGCUCGCCACACCCCUUUUCUACCCACGAUUGACGACCGUAACGUCCUGUCAUGCUAUAAAAUUAUAAAAAUUACCUUGGUCUGAUAUUCCAGAUAUCGACAUCAACCAACAUCUAUGUUUACUCGCUGGUUCUCGAGUUGAAUUCACAGGGCUGAUUGAGGAAUACGAAAAUCCAUUGUAUUUUAAUUGUUUGCUGCUCCUCUAGGUCAUCGAAGUUGGAAAAUUCUUGUACUGUUGUUGCUGGGAAUAUUGAUUCCAGAAGGGGGGUUUGAAGGCCAUGGAUAUGUGCAUGUUUGAUUUCAGGGUGUAUUGGGUUCUGACUCUUAUUGGAUGAGACACGGAGUAGGACUUCAAUGCACCCUUUUGCGCUUGAAUUUGUGCUGCAACUGAUAUUAUCAUGUUAUCACGGCGUCUGGUGGCGGGGAAAUAAUAGGAUAUAGGGAAAACAAUCACUCAUCGCCU
Molecule: messenger RNA, 3416 nt
Organism: Botrytis sinoallii
Lineage: Eukaryota; Fungi; Ascomycota; Leotiomycetes; Helotiales; Sclerotiniaceae
Exons: 4
Coding region: 595-2487 (630 amino acids)
Cellular component (GO): cytoplasm; nucleus
Molecular function (GO): mRNA binding
Source: RefSeq, a predicted model, not a curated record